UUUUUUUUUUUUGAUAUUUGAUUAUAAAUCGAUCAAAAACAACAACAACAACAACAAUGGCUUUUAAUUUUGAACCAUUUGGAAUGAUUUGUUUUGCAUUUUUUUACGGUCUAAUCGGUUAUGUAGAUUUUGUUUACAUUUUUUACAUUGUUCCAUAUUCAUAUUUCAGUAUUAUACCUUAUGUAUCAUUAAUUGGUAUUUAUCAAAUAUGCCUUUUUAUGAUUAUCUGGUCACAUUUAAUGUGUGUAUUUUCCGAUGCUGGACGUAUUGAUCGCCAACGUCGUAGUCGUCGUGGCCGUCAACAACAACAACAACAACAUUGUCGUCAAACAUCGGUGAAACGAUUACCAUCUGAUCAUCAAUCGUUUCCGGUCGUUACUACAAUGACGAAUGAUUGUUCGAUUGAUCUAGUAGUAAAUGGUGAUCAUAAUCAUCAACAACAACAACAACAACAAUCACAAAAUUUUGGUGAAAUUGAUUACAUUAUCGAUCCAACAUCGAUUGAUUUCAAUGGACAAAUGUAUCCAGUGGCGGAAAAUUUUGAAAAUAUUCAGCCAAAUUAUAUGUACGAAUUAGAUUGGACAUAUUGUAAACAUUGCCAUCAUUAUCGGCCACCCGGUGCACAUCAUUGUCAUAUAUGUCGUCAUUGUAUAUUACGUAUGGAUCAUCAUUGUCCAUGGAUCAAUAAUUGUGUUGGCCAAUAUAAUCAAAAAUAUUUUCUACAAUUCACAUCAUAUGCCUUCAUUGGUUGUCUCUAUACAGUUGGAUCGAUCAUUUUUUCAUUAAUACUAAUGCCUCCUGGUAUUCCAAUUCGAAUUGUACACAUUGGUCUAAUCACAUUGGCAUCAUUUGUAUUGGGAAUAUUUUCCAUAGCCGUAUUCUUUGAUCAAUUACAAAAUAUUUUCAAUAAUAAUUCAUCAUCAGGCAAUGGUAUAAAUUAUCGUGAUUAUUAUGCAUCACGAAGAAUGGAUAAUAAUUUCGAUAAUAAUACAGCCACCACAAGAAUGACAUCAUUACAGCCAAUAUCAAAAAAUCGUUCGAUUAUUUUACGCGAAAUGUUUGGUAAUAUUCCCAAGAUUCUUUGGCUUUUACCUUAUCCAUUCAAAUCAUCCACAAUGGCAAUGACAACCGUAACAAAUUCAUGAUGAA
Molecule: messenger RNA, 1149 nt
Organism: Dermatophagoides farinae (American house dust mite)
Lineage: Eukaryota; Metazoa; Arthropoda; Arachnida; Sarcoptiformes; Pyroglyphidae
Biological process (GO): peptidyl-L-cysteine S-palmitoylation; protein targeting to membrane
Cellular component (GO): endoplasmic reticulum; Golgi apparatus
Molecular function (GO): protein-cysteine S-palmitoyltransferase activity
Source: RefSeq, a predicted model, not a curated record